Molecule: messenger RNA, 2841 nt
Organism: Cinara cedri
Lineage: Eukaryota; Metazoa; Arthropoda; Insecta; Hemiptera; Aphididae
Source: the annotation of a GenBank genome assembly
AUGAAUCAAAUAAACAGAAUUGAACCAAUAAAUGUUAAAUUAGAAAUUGAAGGAAAACCUGUAGAGAUGGAAUUGGAUACUGGGGCAUCAGUCUCAAUAAUUUCUGAAUAUGAGUAUAAUAGAAGUUUUAGAGACAUUAAGCUAGAGACAAAUGGGUUGAAACUGCAAUACUAUACAAAGGAAAUGGUAGAUACAUUGGGACAUAUUCGAGUGAACAUUAAACGUAUGUUCUAAAGGGACGAGGGCCUAUGUUUUUAGGUAGAGAGUGGUUAAAAAAUAUGGAUAUUUUAUCAAACUUGUGCUCUAACAAAUGUAAGCAAAUAAAACCAUUAUUCAAUAUAAACCAAAACAAUAAAGGAAGUGAAGUUAUCAAAAGAUUUUCUGAAGUGUUCAGUGAAAAGUUAGGAUUGUAUAAAGGAGAAGAAAUUGAAUUAGCACUAGUAGAAGGAGGGAAACCAAAAUUUUUCCAACCCAGACCUUUACCACUUGUAUUAAAACCUAAAGUAGAAGCAGAAUUAGAACGAUUAGAAAAAGAAGGUAUAAUUAGUAAAGUUAAAUAUAGUUUAUGGGGUACACCCAUAGUACCAGUUAUUAAACCUUCCGGAGAUAUUCGAAUCGGUGGAGAUUAUAAAGUUACAGUUAAUCAAUACUUAAAGUUUGAAAGAGAAAUUGUCCCUAGAAUUGAAGAAUUAUUGGUAGGUAUUAAAACUAAAGGUAAGUUUUCUAUUAUCGAUUUAAGCCAGGCAUACCUUAACUACCUUAACUACCUUAACGGCAUAACUACCGCUUAACCCAAAAUCAAAGGAAUUGACAGCAAUAAGCACCCACAAGGGAGUAUAUAUUUAUAACAGAGUACCUUUUGGUAUAAAUGCAUCGGUAGGCAUUUUUUUUAAACAGAUUUGGUGAAAAAUUAAAACAGAUACCAAACAUAAGAGUGUAUUUUGAUGAAAUACUAAUUUUUGGUGACAGUGAAGAAGAACAUUUUGAAACAUUAACAGAGGUUAUUGACCUGAUUAAGUCUUUAGGUCUAACAGUUAGAAAAGAAAAAUGUUUAUUUUUUGAGAAUCAAAUUAAAUUUUUGGGAUACAUAAUAAAUAGAGAAGGUAGUAAACAGGAUCCCGAGAAAAUUAAAGCCAUAAAUUUAAUGACUUACCCUAAAGAUAAAACGCAACUACAAGCAUUUUUAGGUUCAAUAAAUUAUUAUAGGCAAUACAUACCACAAAUCUCAACGAUUCAAGCACCUCUCUCAAAUUUACUAAAGAAAGAUGUACAGUUUAAUUUUAACAGAAAUUGUCAGUUAGCACUUAAUCAAAUUAAAAGGGAAAUCAUAUCUGAUAGGAUUUUAAAACAUUUUGAUCCAAAUCAGGUGACAAUUCUUACUUGUGAUGCAUCAGUUUAUGGUUUAGGUGUGGUAUUGUCGCAACUAGAUGAUGAAAACAAAGAACACCCUGUGGUGUUUGCUUCAAGAACUCUGAACUCUGCAGAAAAAAAUUACAGUCAAGUUGACAAAGAAGCAUUGGCAAUUAUAUUCGGAGUAAAUAAAUUUAAUAAUUUUUUUUGGGGGGCAAUUUGUCAUUAAGUGUGUUGUCAUUAAUCCAAUUUGUAACAUCAAAUAGAAAUAGUGCAGAUGGGUUAUCCAGAUUGCCAGUGGAUAUAGGAAAAGAAUGUGGUGCUGGAGUGUCAUAUUUACAUUAAGUGGAUGAAAUGAAGGUUUUAAAUGCAAGUUUAGUUCAGAAAGAGACUAAUAAUGAUCCAUUAUUAAGUAAAGUGAAGUAUUAUAUAUCAUACGGUUGGCCAGAAAAAGUCAACAAAGAAUUAGAGGUGUUUAGACAUAAACAAGAACUGCUGAGCUUAGAACAAAAUACUAUAUUGUGGGGACACAGAAUAGUAAUAUCAAAGAGCAUACAAAAUAAAAUUCUGGAGGAGUUACACUAUAAUCACUUAGGGGUGGUUAAAAUGAAAUUGAUUGUGAGAGGUCAUUUAUGGUGGUUAGGCAUCGAUAAAGAUAUUGAAAACAUUGCCAGCAAAUAUGAUGAUUGCAAUAAGGUUAGACCCAUGCCAGGAAAAACAAGAAUACAUACAUGGGAGUGGUCACAAAAUCCUUGGCAAAGACUCCAUGCAGACUUUUUAGGUCCAUUUAAAGGACAGCUAUUUUUAAUUAUAGAGGAUGCAUACUCAAAAUGGCUAGAAGUAUUUAAAGUCCCUGUGAAUGGAGCUCAAUACUCAAUAGAUAUAUUUAGGAACUUGUUUGCAAGAUAUGGGUUACCUGAAUAUCUAGUAACAGAUAAUGGCCCACCUUUUACUUCUGUACAUUUCCAACAGUUUUUAAGGGAUAAUAGAAUAGGUCACAGGACAUCUUCUCCUUACUAUCCCCAAAGCAAUGGACAGGUAGAAAGUGGUGUAAAAAUUAUUAAAACCUUCUUAAAAAAGAUUAAAUUAUGUGACAGUAAUAAGCGAUUAGAUCAAUUUGUAUUUGACUAUAGGAUUGCCACACAUACCACAACCAAAGAAAGUCUGGCUAAGUUAUUGUUAAGUAGGAACCUAUGUUCUAGAUUUGACAUACUCAAGCCUAAUAUUAGAUUAAGUGUCUCUGAUAAUCAGGAAAAACAAUUGGAGGGUAAAACCCUGUUGAGAGAGUUUAAAAUAAAUGAAAUUGUACUAGUGAGGGAAUAUGCAACAAACAUGUGGAUUAGAGAAAAGAUCAAACAAAGAGUAGGUAGUGUAUUGUAUUUAAUCGAACUAGGAAACGGUACAGUACAUAAGAGCAUGACAUACAUAGACCAAUUAAUAAAACUGAAGGAUAUGAAUAAAGCUAAAUAUUUAGAUAAAACUGAAGACUAA